Molecule: messenger RNA, 5309 nt
Organism: Oncorhynchus mykiss (rainbow trout)
Lineage: Eukaryota; Metazoa; Chordata; Actinopteri; Salmoniformes; Salmonidae
Source: RefSeq, a predicted model, not a curated record
AAUUGAUUGCCAGCUUUCUACAUUUGGACAACCUGCCGCUGGUGGGUGGUCCAGAUCGAAUUUGUUGUGCGUAUAGUAGGCAGUGUGGGGCCCCAUUGCUGUGCUCCUUUGAUCAGACUCCGAAUCAUCCAGUAGCCAUCCAAGAGAGAAAUUAGUAAACCUUUUAUGUGGGGUCUGUUUCUGUGGGGUGGAGGCUGAGCGAGAGACUGGAGAAGCACCUGACUUGGCUAAUAACAGUGGCCUUUGAAACAAGACAGGGGGCGGGUAUGCGUCAAUGACACCAUAUCGCGAUUGAUCUGACAAUCAACAAGCGGUUUGGACAUGUCAGCAAGUGUUAUCAUUUUGUAUGGCUUUUUUUCCUAUGUUCUAUAAUGGCUACUAUGCCUCUUUCAUAGACAGACUCUCAGUAUUGUUGCAUUCUUGCUGUUCAGCCCGACUAAAAUCUACCUCGACAACGCAGCUUUUUAGUUGUAUCUCUUUACACAUCAGCAUAUUAUUAGUUUGUGCAGGAUGAGUCCAAGGUAAACACUGGUGGAGUUCGUUUUGCAAGGCAUGGUGCCCUGGGUGGAUGGAGUUUGUACAUUUUAGACAGUUCCAUUGGUCGUUAAGUGAAAUCUCCACCUCAUCUUGCACAAACCAGUGAGAGGUUUGGUAAGGUAACAAAAGGUUUACAUCAUGCUCAUCUGGCAGCCACACGACCUUGCGCACGGAAUCCCUACUCUUUUUACAUUGGAGAAAGCUAUUUGAUUGGUAAACAUGCUGGCAGUCUUACUGAUUCGACGAGAUCCAAUCGGGAUGAACCAAAUUGUGACUUCCGGGUUGAUGAGGGAAAAAAUGGUACAUAUAUAUGGGCAGAGUUGAGGGAGAGAAAGGGGGAUGUUUCAGCCUGUGUGCCUCGGCAGAUCUGGUUUAGGUGGCUCCUCCUUACAAAGUGUGGAUUUUAUUUUGCUGCAAUUCUGAAAAUCUAUUACGAUGCAUUGUUAGCAGAUGGGAUCUUUGCUGUAUUUGUGCGGAUUCAUCAAAUACCACCCAUGAUCAAUUGGAGCCUGGAGUAACGUUACGUUUUUGUCAAAUGGGAGGAGUGCCUGCCUUAAAUUCCGUACUACUCCCAUGAAGCUGACAGGAACCAUCAUACCACUGUGGUAUGUAUGAGCUAAUAAAAUGAAGUGUGAGUAGCAACGAAUGUCCCAUGUUGCAUUAGUGUCUGUGUGAAAUGCUGGCCUGCCUGCCAGGGCCAGGUGACCUCUCCCUCCAGCUUCUUUCCCACACGCAGAUGAACACUGGACUUCAGAAAUGGGACACUACACAGAGGAUGAGAUCCGCUCAGUAUCCAACCCCUGCGGAAUUGGAUGCUUAUGCUAAGAAGAUUGCCAACAACCCCCUGACCAUCAAGAUCUUCCCCAACAGUGUCAAGGUCCCCCAGAGGAACCACGUGCGCCGCACAGUCAACGGGCUGGAUACUUCAGGCCAGCGCUACAGCCCCUACCCCCCCUCUCAGGCCAACGCCAAGGCCGGCCUCCUUGCCAUCGUCAAGGUGCCUGUCGUCAAGGGCAUCCUCAAAGACUUUGACGGCAGCCGGUCGCGCCUGCACCCCUCUGGGGUCCUCAUGAACCCCCCUGGUCCUCGGGGGCCCUUUACAGCAGCUGUCUCGGCCAGCACUUUAAACCUUCACCAACCCCCUUCCCAAGGCCAGGGCGGGUCCCAGUCUCAGCAGAGCCUGAACCCUCAACUUGCGUGCCAGACUCACCCACAGACUCUACAACAGACCCACCCCCAGCAGCAGCAGGGCCUCAGACACCCACCCUGCAUGCCCCAACAGCAGCACCCGCAACAGGGGCUGCCCCGGCCCCAGACACUGUCCCACCCCCAAGCACUAGGCCAUCCCCAGCCUCCUUCUGGUCUCACCCUCUUGCUCCAACAGCAGCAGCAACAGCACCUUCAGCAGCAGGGGCAGCCACCUCCUGGACUGCAGGGUGGCCGGAAGCUGCCCGAUGCCGACGCACCGCCUAACGUUACAGUCUCUACCUCAACCAUUCCGCUCACCAUGGCUGCUGGCCUGAACCAGAGUCGCCAGCCAGACUUGAGCAGCAUCGUGCACCAGAUCAACCAGUUCUGCCAAGCCCGGGCCCAGGGGGCUGGAGCCACCUCCAUGUGUGAGGGCCAGAUUGCCAACCCCAGCCCCAUCAGCCGCAACCUCUUCAACAACGCCUGCUCCAGGGUUUCCAUGCACAGCAACCCGCACACCAACGCCUGCCCCCCCGGCCUGCCCCCACACCCCAACUGCAUCAUGUGUCCUGCAGACAAGGCUGCUGUCCCCGCUAACCCCCAAAACAACAUGGCUGCCAUGAACAGGAUGCAUGUUUACCACAAUGAUCUCAAACAGCAGCAACACCAACAUAAUUUACAACAGCAGCACCAACAGCAUUUACAACAGCAACACCAACAGCAUUUACAACAGCAACACCAACGGCAUUUACAACAGCAGCAGCAUCAACAACAACAACAUAAUCACCAACAGCAGCAGCAGAUGCGCUGGAACCAACACCAGUUGGCUUAUCUACAGCACAUGCAGCAGGACGGUGGGGGCCACCCCUGCAAGCACCCUUCUCGAAUGGGCUACCCCCCGGAGCUGUGUGGGGGCCAGUCAUACAGCCUGAAGCCUCCUAUAGAGAAGCCCACCCCCUCUCCUCCCAUCAACAACAACGGCAUGCCUGGGGGUCCACUGACCCACUACACCAAUGGUGGCCACUACUUCCAGCCACACGCUGUGUGGAACAGCAGCAUCCUGCCCACGCCCAACAGCGACAGCUCUGGGUCUCAGGACCUGGCCAUGCCGUUCCAUGGGGGGGCCUCAGGGGGCACCACCACGCUAGACUGCGGCGGGCCCCCUGGGGGAGGCCAUUACAGGCCAGGGGGCGGCGGCUCCACCUCCUCUUCCUCCUCCUCCAGCCAGACUAGUCUGAUGAAAACAGCAGAUUACUUGGGCGGGGACUUUCAGACGCCCUGCUUCCGAGAUCAGAAUCUUGGGCUGAUAGGCAAGAUGCAUAGGCCACCAAUGAACAGGGUGGGGCCCGAGGUUGGACCAGGGGACGGCAGAACCACUCAGAUCCAGCACCCAGGCAUAAAAGAUGUCUCCUGCAGACAAUGGAUGAAAAUGCACUGAUCGUUGAUGGAGGAAAGAAAACACAUUCUCAUAAGGAUCUUGAUGUUUUUGCAGGGUCGAGUGGGGAUUUCUCCGCUCCGACUAGUUUUAUUGGACAAGUGGCUAAUUUUCACUUAUUAUGUUUACAUGUGAAUCUCAUUGUGACAUCGAAAUUAAAAGCAUAUAUAUAUAUAUAUAUAUAUUCCUCUUGAAAUCACCACAGAGACGAGAUAAUUAGUGAAUGGUUCAGUGUGGAACUGUCAGUCACUGGACACUACAAAGUACAGACGGAGAGACUUGCCAUAUGCACAUGUACAAAGAGGCUUCUUUUUCUUUUAACGUGUUUAUUUAUUUGUGUAAUAGGACUGUCUUAUGAAUCAGGUCACCCACUGUUCAAGGUUGAUUCCUGUCUAUCAUCGAAGUAUCUAAUCAGGUUGAUGUUUGUACAGAGUAUAGAUAUAUACUGUAUUGACAUCUAGAUCCUGCAGGGAGCAAUUUAAUGUUGGGACUGACUGGGGGAGCCAACCAACCGAUGCUCUCUUGCUCAAAAUGCUGCAAUGAAUUCAGGUGUCUGUUACAAUCCAUUUUGUCACCAUUGCCAAUUGAGGUUGGCAACAUGAUUGUGGAAUAACAUUUUUAUUUAAAUGGAGUGGGAAAAAAAUCUAAUCUGUUCAUUCUGUCUGAAUCCUGAAAUGGCCAAAGUCACAUAAUUGACAAGGAAAAACACCUUUUAAAAUAUGUGCCAUUUUAUGUUGGUUACAUUUUUUCCUAUAAUUUUGGUAAACCCGAAAACUAUUACUUGAAUUGUUGAGAUGCAAAGUUCUGUUUGGCAGUUGUUUAGUGAAGGGAGGGGGCUAGUUAUCAGGACUAAACCUUACUACUGGAGUGGAAGAAAUAUAAUUGUUACUAAUAUUAUAUUAGAAACUAACGAUGAACCAAAAGCAGAGUUUUGAUCCCGAGUUUUUUUUAAUGUUUUAUUUAUCAUUAAGUUAGGUCUAGUUGCUACUGAUUCUGAUAUGAAGUGUGCUUGAAGAGACCAAAUUGAUCACUUGCAAGAUCACUUGGAGUUAAACAGCAAAUGCAUUGUUUAUUUUAUUGUACACUGGCUUACCUACUAUACUACUCUAACUUUAAAGUGUAGUGUGUGUGUGUCUGUGAGAAUGAUGCCUGCUGACGUGGGUUGAGUGUAAACGUGUGUUUUGUAUGUGCUAGUGUGUGUCUGUAUGUGAGAGUGGGUGGACACUGACAUCCACAUUCUGUUCACCUCCCUCCCAAACAGCCCUUAAAAAGCCUUAAGUAUUUGGUCCUUGGACUUUCCUUUGAAAACAAGCAUGGUUAUAAUGAAAAUCAAAAAUGAUGAUUGGAAGAUUGCAAGGAUACAUACAGAGGAACAGCAAUUUCUGUUAAACAUUUUUUUUUUAUACCGUUUUUGUUGAAUAGAAAAAGCAAUUCCUUAGAUUCUUUUUUUUUUAUGAAAACAAGAAAUGGAGUAAUAUUUUGUAAGUAUAUUUUAAAUCUAUGUGUAGUUACUGGGUUGUAACAAAAAAAAUCAAAGUUUCAAAGCUUCACUUGUGACUAUUUAUAAUACUUGAUUUUCUUGUUAUUUAAAUCUUAUUUUUCCUCUUUGUUCCUUUUACUAUUGCUGUGAAAUGGAAGAAGGCCCAAUAAGCCUUUCUUUUACGAAUCACUCUGGCUGUACGACAGAUAAGACGCAAAAGCGUGAGAGUUGUGCUACUCUUUUUGUAAUAUUGUAAUAAUUAAAUAAAGUUCUAAUUUAUGCUUUGAAAUUAGUGUUCUAUGGAUGUCAUGUUCUUUUGAUGCCUGUUCUCCUAUUUGAUGAGCCGUACAGAACUUACAAAAAUAUGAGUAGGCCUAUUUGUAUGUAUAAGUUUACUACCCUUCAUUCAGUGAGAACAGAUGGAACAAAUUGGAAUCUUUUUAACCUUGUUUGUGUCCAGACCAUAUACCUGUCUGCUCACUGCCUAGUAGAUCUGCAUGGGUUACCCCCCCCCCCCCCUCCCCCAUUGAGGUUUAUAGUGUUACCCCCUGAUUGCUUGAAUGAUUUCCUUAGAUAAGACUGUAUUCCAUGUCUUUUUCCAUUUUAGUCCCUCAGAUUUCAUUUCAAUAGUAGGUUACUGUGUGAAAUAAAGAUUUACCUGCAUCAUCA